AUGGCCCACUCCAUCCACGGCACCCUCAUCCACUCCCUCACCCCAACGACCCUUCAAAUCCUCCCCUCCACCCUCCUCAUCAUCUCCCCCACGGGCCUGAUCCUCUCAAUUCACCCCUCGACACCCCCAUCAUCCAUCCCCUCCCUGCUCACCCCCCACAACCUAACGCCCUCAACCUGUCCCACCCUCACCCUCUCGCCAACCCAAUUCCUCCUCCCAGGAUUCAUCGACACCCACACCCACGCCCCUCAACACUCCCAACGCGGUCUCGGCCGCGGCCUCCCCCUACUCACAUGGCUCGAGACACUCACGUUCCCGAACGAGGCGAAAUGCGCGGACCCCGUCUACGCUUCUUCCCUAUACACCUCAUGUGUCCGAGCGGGUCUGAAGCAGGGUAUCACGACGGCUUGUUAUUACGCGUCAUUGCAUCAAGACGCGUCGGUGGUUCUUGCGAGAACGUGUAUUCGGGAGGGACAGCGCGCGUUGAUCGGGAGGUGUAAUAUGGAUCGGAAUGCGCCGGAUUGGUAUGUUGAGUCUAAUGGGGUGGAGGGGAGUUUGAGGGCUACGGAGGAGUUUUUGGAGGAGGUUCUUGCUCUGGAGCAGGAUCCUGAUCAUGGUGUGAGUGAUGGGGAUGCGAAUAAGGAUGGGAUUAGGAAGGGGCUUGUUACGCCGGUUAUUACCCCUCGGUUUGCCAUCUCCUGCACGGAUGAAUUGCUCCGGGGACUUGGGGAGCUGGUAAAGCGGUAUCCGAACCUGCCAGUACAGACGCAUUUCAACGAGAGUCCCGAGGAAGUGGAGUUCACAGCCCAGUUAUUCCCCCGCUUCAACUCAGAAACGGAACUAUACGAAUCGUUCAACCUGCUCAACGAACGAAGUAUCCUGGCUCAUGCGAUCUACCUGAAGGACGGGGAGAUGGAACGACUGAAAGAGCUGGACUGUGGAAUCGCGCAUUGUCCCGUGUCGAAUACUUGUAUGGAUCGGUUUAUGGUGGCUCCUGUGCGGGAGUAUUUGGAGAGGGGGGUCAAGGUGGGAUUAGGGACGGAUUGUGGCGGUGGGUUUACGAAUAGCAUGUUGGAGGUUAUGAGGCAGGCUUAUCUGGUUAGUGUUGCUGGGAAGACGUUCCUGGGUCAGGGGGGUGAUGGAGGGAGGACGGCGUUGAGUACCGAGGAGGGUUUCUAUAUGGCGACGUUGGGAGGGGCCAGGGUUGCUGGGUUGGAUGGGAAGGUUGGGAACUUUCAGCCAGGGAAGGAGUUGGAUGCUUGUUUGGUGGAUGUGAGCGUUGAUGGGGUCAUGGCAGAUGUUGACGAGGAUGAGGAUAUCAGGAGUGUGUUCGAGAAGUUCAUUAUGACUGGGGAUGAUCGCAAUAUUACGGGUGUUUGGGUCAAGGGAAGGAGAGUCAAAGGAUAG
Molecule: messenger RNA, 1407 nt
Organism: Aspergillus melleus
Lineage: Eukaryota; Fungi; Ascomycota; Eurotiomycetes; Eurotiales; Aspergillaceae
Product: putative guanine deaminase
Exons: 1
Coding region: 1-1407 (468 amino acids)
Biological process (GO): guanine metabolic process
Cellular component (GO): cytosol
Molecular function (GO): zinc ion binding; guanine deaminase activity
Source: RefSeq, a predicted model, not a curated record